UAUUGCUAAAUAUUCACAAUAACAUUGCUUGUAUAAGAUUUUACCUUUUCUACGUAUUCCAUUUGCAAGAAUGUUCAUUUUUUACCCAAAGAUUGUACUUUUUAUUACCUACAUACCUACUUAAUGAAGCUUUCCACAAAAGAAAGUCCACAAAUAUAAAAAAUCAUAUCAUUACGAGCUAACGCGUAAGUUUAUAACUAGGUACAUAGGUAUUUAAGUUUGUUCAACUCAUAUCGACCACCAGUUGAUAUAUCCUUUAGCAGUUGCCAUGGCCUCUAAGAAUUUAAUUUAUUGUGUUUUGUUGAUCGGGUUUGGAUUUGGAAAGGCUGACGAUACUAUGAAAAGUGCGCCCGUCGAAACUGAAAUUUUGAAAGGCAACUGCUCUUGUGGUGGUUUUCCAACAUCUACACCCGAUGCUGAAAGUCAACCGCUUCUCUCCCAAUCUCCAGGACUUGUAGUGAACUGCGAUGACGAAGGAAGCACCACCUGUAAAAACUUGUGUCUCGCCCUCGCAACAGCAACCAAAGCUAAGGGUCCUGAGAUAUUGUGCAAUCGCCUAAAUAAUGCUGAAGAACUUAAGUUAUCAGCAUUUUAUAAAAUAUGCGAAAAGCCUUGGACAUAUGCCGAUAUGACGGCAGAUGAAGCUCUUUGUUGCCAAGAUUCUAAAGUGAAAAUUUGUGCUUCAGCUGAGCGUGGAACAACUGCCAGCGGAAUUAAAGAAGAAUAGAAUUCGGAUCCAUGCUUAGUUGUAAAAAGAAUAUAUGUAUUAUAUACAAUUAGCUACAUACCUAAUUAUGCCAUAAAAAUUGUGAAAAUAUAAGGACAUGUAAAUUGUUCAC
Messenger RNA from Zerene cesonia (dogface butterfly), 839 nucleotides. RefSeq lists its product as uncharacterized. The transcript is spliced from 3 exons. NCBI's taxonomy places the organism in Eukaryota, Metazoa, Arthropoda, Insecta, Lepidoptera, Pieridae. The coding region runs from base 269 to 727 and encodes 152 amino acids. The record is from RefSeq and is a predicted model, not a curated record.